CUGUGAGCCACGCCUCUCGACAAGCGAACAGAACUGGGGUUGUUUUCAGCUGAGAAUUUUUUCUUUUGCGGUCGCUUUCUGUUGUAUUGUGCAUUUUAAAAACAUUUCACGGACGGAGCGUUUUAUUGAGCGCUGUGCAUGAGUGACCGACACUGCACGCGCGCACGUGUUUUAGUGCUGCUGUUGUUUUAAGUUGAUGCCUGUUUUUCUUUUGGUGGAAAUUCGCGGACAAACCUUAACAACUCGACGAGCUAGCUAAGCUACUGGCAGGAGGUGUUGGUGCCCUCUGAGUAUGAGUUCAUAAUGAAGCGCCGCUUGGAGGAUCCGGAAGCGGUCUUUGUGGCGCAGCAGCGCCGGCUCCCGGGAAGCACUGAGGGCUUCCAGCACAGGGUUCUGGCCCCGGCGCCAGCAGUGUAUGAGGCUGUCGCUGACAACAUGCAGCCCACCACUGGCACCCAGUAUCCUGUACCCCAGGGAUACCAGGUUCCCACUGUGGCUCAGACUUCUGGGAGUCAUGGACAUGGUCCGAGUCCUGCUGUACACAGCAGCUCUCACCACCACAGUCCUGCUGUGCAGCCUCAUGGCCCUGCCUUGGUCCAGGGUCAUGCACACCCUCCCAACCCCACUGCCUCUGCACAGGGACAGCAGCAGUUCCAGAGACUUAAGGUGGAGGAUGCACUCUCAUAUUUGGACCAAGUGAAACUGCAGUUUGGAAGUCAACCACAAGUUUACAAUGAUUUUUUGGACAUCAUGAAAGAGUUUAAGUCUCAGAGCAUUGACACACCAGGCGUCAUCAGUAGAGUGUCUCAGCUAUUUAAGGGUCAUCCUGACCUUAUCAUGGGGUUCAAUACCUUCCUGCCACCUGGAUACAAGAUUGAGGUGCAGACUAAUGACCUGGUGAACGUUACCACACCUGGUCAGAUCCACCAUAUUACACCUCAUGGCAUCUCAGUGCAGAAUAUCCCCCCAACUCCACACCAGAGCCAGUUACCUGCCCCAGUCUCCAGCGGAGCAGCCCCUCCCCCUACCCAGCCCUCUCAAAAAAGCAAGCCAUUGCAGUCUCCUGCAUUAACCCCGAGCAGUCAGCCCAAUCCGUCCAUUCCGCCCUAUGCCUCGCCCCGCUCGCCACCCCCGCAGCCCCACACCCCUGUGAGCAGCACCCCUAAUGCCCCUCCUCUUCAAAACAACCAGCCUGUGGAGUUCAACCAUGCCAUCAACUAUGUCAAUAAAAUCAAGAACCGCUUCCAAGGUCAGCCAGACAUCUACAAAGCCUUCCUGGAGAUCCUGCACACAUACCAGAAGGAGCAGCGUAAUGCUAAAGAGGCUGGUGGGAACUACACCCCGGCUCUGACAGAGCAGGAGGUGUACGCUCAAGUGGCACGGCUCUUCAAGAACCAGGAGGACCUGCUCUCUGAAUUUGGCCAGUUCCUGCCAGAUGCCAACAGCUCUGUGCUUUUGGGUAAAACGACAGCAGAGAAAGCAGAAUCUGUUCUGAAUGAUCAUGGAAGCACAGUGAAGAAGCCGCAGCUUAAUAACAAGCAAAGGCCAAACCAGAAUGGUUGCCAGAUUCGCAGACAUACUGCUCCUGGAUCCACUCCACCUGUGAAGAAAAAGCCCAAGUUACUGAAUCUGAAAGACUCUUCUGUGGCAGAGGCCAGCAAAGUUGGCACAGAGUCUUUAUUCUUUGAAAAGGUGCGGAAAGCUUUGCGAAGUGCAGAGGCCUACGACAACUUUUUGCGGUGCUUAGUCGUAUUUAACCAGGAAGUGAUUUCCCGCGCUGAGCUGGUGCAACUGGUGCUGCCAUUUUUGGGGAAGUUCCCAGAAUUGUUCACCUGGUUUAAGAAUUUUCUGGGCUACAAGGAGAUAUCCCACCUGGAGAGCUACCCUAAAGAGAGGGCAACAGAGGGCAUCGCCAUGGAGAUUGACUACUCUUCAUGCAAGAGGCUGGGCUUCAGUUACAGGGCUCUACCCAAAAGCUACCAGCAGCCAAAAUGCACAGGGAGAACUCCACUCUGCAAAGAGGUGCUGAAUGACACGUGGGUGUCUUUCCCUUCGUGGUCAGAGGACUCUACCUUUGUCAGUUCUAAAAAGACACAGUAUGAGGAGCAUAUUUACAGAUGUGAGGAUGAGCGCUUUGAGUUGGAUGUUGUUCUGGAAACAAACUUAGCCACUAUCCGGGUGCUGGAGACGGUUCAGAAGAAGCUCUCUCGUAUGUCUGCUGAGGAGCAGGCAAAAUUCCGACUAGACAACACAUUGGGAGGCACCUCUGAGAUCAUCCACCGCAAGGCUAUCCAGAGGAUAUACGGAGACAAGGCCAUGGAUAUCAUCGAUGGAUUGAAGAAGAAUCCUGCUGUCUCUGUGCCUAUAGUACUAAAGAGGUUAAAGCUGAAAGAGGAGGAAUGGAGAGAAGCACAGCGAGGUUUCAAUAAGAUCUGGCGCGAGCAGAAUGAGAAGUAUUAUCUAAAGUCCCUGGACCACCAAGGCAUCAACUUCAAACAAAAUGACACCAAGGUGCUGCGCUCCAAAACCCUCCUCAAUGAGAUUGAGAGCAUCUAUGAUGAGAGGCAAGAACAGGCUUCAGAGGAGAACGGGACGCCACCUAGUGGUCCCCAUCUCACCUUCACCUAUGAGGACCGGCAUAUACUGGAGGAUGCUGCCGCCCUCAUCAUCCACCACGUGAAACGACAGACCAGCAUCCAGAAAGAGGACAAGUACAAGAUCAAGCAGAUCAUCUACCACUUCAUCCCCGACAUGCUCUUCUCCCAGAGGGGAGCGCUGUCAGACGCGGAGGAAGAAGAAGACGAAGAGGACAUGGAGCUGGACGAAGGUGGCUCCAAGAAGCACAAUGGUUUGGCGGAGGCUGGCAGCGCUGGAAGCCCCCCUAAGUCCAAACUCCUCUUCAGUAACUCUGCCGCCCAGAAGCUGCGCACGUGUGACGAGGCCUACAACUUAUUCUUUGUUAACAACAACUGGUACAUCUUCCUGCGGCUGCACCAUACGCUGUGCUCGCGCCUCCUCCGGCUCUACGCCCAGGCCGAGCGGCAAAUCGAGGAGGACAUAAGAGAGCGUGACUGGGAGAGGGAGGUUCUCGGGCUCAAACGGGACAAAAAUGACAACCCCGCCAUCCAGCUGCGACUGAAGGAGCCCAUGGACAUUGACGUAGAAGACUACUACUCAGCUUUUCUGGAGAUGGUGCGCAACCUGCUUGAUGGAAACAUGGAGGCAUCUCAAUAUGAGGACUCUCUGAGAGAAAUGUUCACCAUCCACGCCUAUAUCGCCUUCACCAUGGACAAACUCAUCCAGAGCAUCGUCCGGCAGCUGCAGCACAUAGUGAGUGAUGAGAUCUGCGUGCAGGUGACGGAUCUCUAUCUGUCUGAGAGCAGUAGUGGUUCUACAGGCGGAACACUCUCAACUCAGUCCUCCAGAACCACUGCUGAAACAGCCUAUCAGCGCAAAGCAGAGCAGCUCAUGUCUGAUGAGAACUGCUUCAAACUGCUGUUUAUGAAAAGUCGAGAAAAUGUACAGCUGACUAUUGAGCUGCUGGACACAGAAGAAGAGAACUCUGAUGAGCCUGUGGAGGCAGAGCGCUGGUCAGACUAUGUGGGCAGGUAUCUGACUCCUGAUGUGACGUCUCCAGAGCUAAGAGAACACCUGGCACAGAAGCCUGUUUUCUUGCCAAGAAACUUGCGGAGAAUCCGGAAGUGCCAGCGGGGACGGGAGCAGCAGGAGAAAGAAGUGAAGGAAGGCGGGAAGAAGGAGAAUCCAGAAAACAUGAAAAUGGAGUGCAUGUUCAAGCUUAACUCUUACAAAAUGGUUUACGUGUUCAAGUCUGAGGACUACAUGUACAGACGCACAGCACUGCUACGAGCUCACCAGUCCCAUGAGCGGGUGAGCACACGGCUGCACCAGCGCUUCCAGGCCUGGGUGGACAGCUGGGUGAAGGAGCACGUCACCAGAGAAAUGGCUUCUGAUACCACCAAGUGGCUGAUGGGAGAGGAGCGCGAAGGGUUCAUCCCCUGCAAGACGACCUGUCACCACGAGACGCUCCACUUCAGAAACAUCAACAAGUACAGAGUCAAUUACAACAGCAGCUACAAAACCCCGUGACCCCCGAGCAGCACACGGGGGGAGGGGGUUCUCGGUAAUGGGAGGAUGCGGUAGAGAUAGUGGGCAGGGAUGGAAAGAGGACUUAUCAACAACUUUCUAAGGAUGACAUGACUGCACAAAGCUAAGCCUCAAAGCUCUCAUGUCACACCAGUGGCGGCUGGCAUACGUCUCAGUUUUUAACAGCGUUUUUAGCUGUACCUGUGCCCGCACAUCCCUCAGUGCCAAACAGUGGGAGGAAAGACCUGUUCGUCAAACAGUUAGCACAGUCCGCACAGUCUGCACAGUCCACAUUCCCAGAGUAAUCUGGAACCAGCCACAAUUCUGAAGUUCUCAUUCCCACGAGGCUGUGACGGGCUGGACUCUGGACAAGCCCGGCUGUGGUGCGGAAGUUUGACUGGGCAGGUCAACAGGCAUUAAUGUACUACUGUAUGUACAGGUCAUAAGGCUGUGUAAUAAGGUGAGAAAACAAUAUGACCUUUACCUGGAUGAUGCCAGGUUAGGUUUUAUAGUCCUUUUCAAUGAAUGGGCACUACUCUUAGUUUAGAGUUAUUUGUUUGCUUGUUUUUUAUUCAGAAUGGACCAGCUUUUCAAGAACAGAUCAGUAGCAUCAAACUAGCGUUCUUGCUUUGGAGAUAAGUGCACUUAACUUUGCAGAGAUAACCAAUUAGUUAUCCAGCCAAAGUGUAGGAAACUCAAGCGGCACCAUCAUUAGAAUAAGCUAAACUACUUUCCCGUUCUGAAGUCCAAUGAACAAACUCUAAGAGUACAAUCUUUUUAUUUCAAAGCAAAAAAAAAACAGAGAGAAAAAUACAACUAAAUAGAUAUCUUCAACAGAAGAGACAGCAAUAAAGAUCCCACAGUACUGUGGAGUGUACAACAGAAAGCACUGAUGCGUUCAACAGAAGAAUGAAUGAGCUUCCAGACGCUCACACUCUGUAUAAUUGUAUAUGUUUUGAAUGUCAGAACGUGACAUGACCACAGUUUGUGCUGGCCGCCCUGGCUGCAAGCCUUACAAAGUUGCUGGCAAAGCCCAAUGCCAAUACACCAGCUAGUGAGCGCACAUACACUCACACACGCAUACAGACAUACACACACACACACACACACACACACACACACACACACACACACACACAAGCAAACACACAGCUGAUCAACAAUGGACUAUCCACACACCUACACAGAACACAGUUCACUAUUUGUAAAUAAACUGUACAUAUUUCCAAACCUUUUUUUAUGACAGAGACCUGUGUUGUUGUGCUAGUGAAACUUUACAGGCUUACUGUGGACUUUAGAGAGAAGAGACUGCUAAAGUUAGCGAGAAACGGGGAGUGGAGAUGGGUGGGAGAAUGGACACAAGCAAGAUGACAAGUUUAUUACAGUUUUUACCAAAGGGAGUUGAUUAUAAUGAUAGCUGUUUCUUUCUGUUUUCUUUCUUUUUUUCCUUUUUUUCUUUCUUUCUACUUUGUGUGUUUACUCUUCCUUUUUUGUCUUUUUUAAUAGUAAAGCAUUGUUCAUUUUGGAAAAGUAGAAAUGUAUCCAGGUUCUUGUUUUUGAAACGUUUUUAUAAGAAAAAGAAAAAAAAAGAAGAAAAAACUAAACAGCGUUUUAAUUUUUUGGACUUUUCGAUUGGGCUCAUUUCAGCACACAUUUUGAUCACUGCCCAUUUGCAUAUGCAUCCAGUUCUCUAGUCUGAACACUGAGGAAGCCACUCGGUCAAACUCGCACUGUCCUCGGCUAGCCGAGAAGGCCUGCGAAUGUAAUGUGUCUCGUUCGUUGUGUGAGGAUUCUCUUCUUCACCCUGGAUAGAUUUCUGCUGGACAAGAAUAUGAAUAUAUAUAAAUAUAUAUAUAGAUCUAUACAUUUUAAAAAUGAAAGUCACAAAGCAUGUCUUUUUUCUGUGGAUCAUCAUAGCCCCUUUAUUUCGAUAUUAUUUAAGAAAAUAAAAAUGACAUUUGUAGCA
Molecule: messenger RNA, 6070 nt
Organism: Astyanax mexicanus (Mexican tetra)
Lineage: Eukaryota; Metazoa; Chordata; Actinopteri; Characiformes; Acestrorhamphidae
Gene: sin3aa
Product: SIN3 transcription regulator family member Aa
Exons: 21
Coding region: 304-4107 (1267 amino acids)
Biological process (GO): negative regulation of transcription by RNA polymerase II
Cellular component (GO): chromatin
Molecular function (GO): transcription corepressor activity
Source: RefSeq, a predicted model, not a curated record